UGUACUUUUGUGUUACUUCCAUAUCGCAUCCUCAUCGUUGUCUUAUAGCAGCUUAUCACCUGUCCCGACAACAUGAUUGAAGAGCAGCGUCUAAUGUCGACGGCUGAAUCUUCAGUAGUGGAUGAUACAUCUCCAGGACCAUUCACAACAGAAGCAUUGAGAAAAAGCACCAUUUACCUUUCGAAAUCAUCGCUCUCUCAGACCGCAAAGCGACUACUCGUUUUCCUUCUCCCGACAUUCCUGCAGUCUUCUUAUGAUCCACGGACUCCUUCGAAUCAACCCCAUCCUACAGCAUGGCUAGACGGUAUGCGCGGACUCGCCGCUUUAAUGGUCUUUCUCUACCAUCUCUCCUACUCAACCCACGACGUCUAUACCGCAUACAAUCCCUCCCAUAAGGAUUUCCUCCGUCUCCCUCUAAUCCGAAGUUUUUACAAUGGCAAUUUCAUGGUUUCGAUAUUUUUCGUUGUUUCGGGGUUUGCGUUGAGUUGGAAGCCAGUUAUGCAGAUGAGGAAAGCAGAGAUUGGGGAGUUGGGGAGGAGGUUGGGGAGGAGUUUGGUUAGGAGGGGGGUUAGGUUGUAUGCGCCUUGUUUUGCUAGUACGUUUGUGAUUUUGGUUUUGUUGAGGUUGGGGGGGUAUGAGUGGACUAGGGGGUUGGCGGUGGAUGGGAAGAGGUUGGUUGGGCAUAGGGAAUAUCAUCCUCAGAGGUGUGAGGGUUUGGGGGUUUGGUGUAAGGAUAUGGCGGGCUUUGUGAAUCCGUUCAGUGCUGAGGGGAUGGAGAUGGAUGGUCAUCUUUGGACUAUCAAGGUUGAAUAUCGAGCUUCUAUUAUCUUGUACGUCACGCAACUUGGCCUUUGUCAGUUGCGCACGAGAUACAGAAUGCUGAGUCUGAUCUGCUUGAUCGCAUGGGCGCAUCAAGUAGAUCGCUGGGAGAUGGUGUUGUUCUACGGCGGCUUCAUCCUCGCUGAACUGGCUGUCCGUCGCGACACUCUUGCCGCAUUACAUACGUUUGAUCAUUCUCAUCCAAAGUCUGGACUCCUCUGGUCUACAAUCUACAUCUUGGCUUUCAUCUGCGGUCUAUACCUCGGCGGUCAACCCGAAAGACAAUUCGAACACGCACCUGGCUGGUCCUUACUCUAUUCUCUGAUACCAAAAUACAUCAAAGACUGGCAUCGGUACUGGACUGGAUGGGGAGCUCUUUUACUCGUAUGGUCCACAUCGAACCAUCGCUCUCUACAACGGAUGUUUACGAAUUGUGUCUCGCAAUAUCUGAGUAGGAUAUCUUUCUCGCUUUACUUGGUCCAUGGAGCUGUUAUACAUACUCUUGGGUACGGGUUAUUGGAGAUAUCCUGGAGGUUAAUCGGGACGAACACCCGUCUGCGAAAAGAGGGCUGUUUUGUUCUCAUGGCGAGUUGUGUGUUGGUUGUUACGAUAUGGUUAGCCGACAUAUUCACACGGGUUGUGGAUGUACCGUCAGUACAGUUCGCCAGAUGGCUGGAGGAGAGAUGCAUCGCGAAGAAGCAGAUAAAGGUAGAACCUGCGAGGAGAGAAGGCGCGAUCGUGUAGCAGAAAGUCCAUUCAUGCCAUCAUCAGAUAGCUGACCACGACAUGUCAAGAUCGAGCUCCUUAUCUUGACACUUCCCGC
Aureobasidium pullulans EXF-150 is the source of this 1642-nucleotide messenger RNA. RefSeq lists its product as uncharacterized. Bases 73 to 1563 code for a protein of 496 amino acids. Gene Ontology annotation, molecular function: acyltransferase activity, transferring groups other than amino-acyl groups. Gene Ontology annotation, biological process: polysaccharide biosynthetic process. The record is from RefSeq and is a predicted model, not a curated record. Lineage: Eukaryota; Fungi; Ascomycota; Dothideomycetes; Dothideales; Saccotheciaceae. Gene Ontology annotation, cellular component: membrane. The transcript is spliced from 2 exons.